CUUUAACACUGAUAGGCAUCAGUGACAGUUCUAGACAAGUCUUUAGACAUAUAAAGGACCUAGGUCAGAAAAUGGAGACGCUGAAUGAAUAAAUCACAUCACUGGGUUUGAGACUUCCCUCUUGAUAGUGUGGUAAGAAUAUAAAAUGACUCACCUUCACUCACCAUUUAUUAUUUUCAAACAAGACCUAGCACUUGCCACAAUGGACUGGACAAGUUAGAUGAUGGUCUUGGCGAAAUUCAACUCACUAGUACUCAAAAGUCCAUUAUACUUAAAUAUGAGAGUGAAUUUCUGCAUCAAAUUAUGGUAAUAUUGAAUUUAGUCCUGUUGCCACCAGAUUAUAGUUCAUUUAUUAAUGUUCAACUUCCCUUUCACACCCCUACUUUGUGCCAACUCUGUUGUGUGUGCAAGAAAAUAUUUGAGGAAGUUGUGGUUAGGGUUGGACUUGGUCUCUGGGUGGGGAGCUUUCACAAAUAUCAAGGAGGUGAUGAGAACAUUUGGUCUGUGGAGACUGAAGUCAGAUCAACGCAGGACUGCAGGGUUGUGCGCGAGCUAAUAUUGAUGUUAAACACUCCAAAAAGGAUGAAUAAAGGCUCCACUGCUAAUAAUGACACUGGCUGUCCAGCCAAGUCAACUUGCAAAUACGGUCACAUGACUGAAAAUCAUGUGACCCGUGCCACACAGCUCAGUGUGCGCGAGGAAAAACAAGGUCCGGUCACAACAAACAAACAGGAAGUCAGACGGCAAUCGGGUCGUACGACCUCCACCUCCGGCCUGACCUCGUGCUCUCAUCGACGCCGCUGGUCCAGUGACUGUUGCCACAGCAACAGCUCCCCUGUCAUUAUUGUCAAGAAAAACGUGACGGAACCACAGCCUCCUCAGCGGGGGGCGUCCCUUCUGAGAUGCCAUCCUCCAUCUCGUUGUCCAAGGCAACGCUAUUCUAGCCCAAUUACCGGGAUAGACUCCACAACUCAUCUGUCGACGUCCUCGUCUUCUUCCUGUUCUUCUCCUGUCCGGACAUCUGUCAUAACCGGCCAUGACCCUCUUGGUUGGAAGUUACGUCCCAAAUCCAGCACCUCCUCCAAUCGGGCUCACACUAAUAGGUUGUCACUGCAGAUGCCAAUCCCCGUCACCAUUCCUGAUCCAAAUUUUCUCCUAUCCAACACAUCUGCCACAUCUCCACUUGACCCCAUACGGAAAACUAAAACCCACUUUGAAUUCAAACCAUCCCGUCGCCACCACUCUGACUCCUCGGCCUUCCUCGGUUCCAUGCCUGUGGUGACACUUGAGGAGCUCCGUGACGUGCACCUCCGCCCCGCCGUUCGCUCGGAUGAACCGGACGACGUCUUCUGUGAAGAGAAGGCGACCCCUCAGCCACACAAAAAGCCACCAGCUGUUCCAGAAAAAAGUCCUCUGGCAAGAAAAAUAGCACAACUUAUUGCUCAUUCGUGGCAGCACCAAAUGCGUGCUGCCCGUAAAAUUGAGCAAGAGGAAAUCAUUUACAGUGUAAUGAAGCCAAAAUCCAAAAGACAAUAACCUGAAAACCAUUGCAGCCUGUAUGCCAAAAUAAAUGGCAUGCACUUGAAAAGUAAUGAAUAAUCACCAAUGUACAAACAAUACAUUGUGCAUUUUGUUCUCAUGUGCUUUAGUUUAAAGAGGACCCCAAAGUUAAACACUAUCAUUCCGAGGCGUUAUUUUAAUUUCAAAAGAUUUUUUCCCCAUAGGAAAUAAUGUAGAGUGAAGUAGUUCUAGGCGACGACUGCUGCCAUCAUAAAGCCUUUAACUCUAAAGGGAAUUUUAAGGAACAUUACAACAGCCUAACUGCAACAAAAAACAAAAAUGCUUUAAAAAAAAACAACAUUUUUGAAUAUAAGCAGCUCACACAAAAAUGUACUAGGUUGUUUCAUUUUACACUUGAUGGAUGGGCAAACAGAGAUUCAGCUAUUUUUACUUAAGCAAUAAAAACAUUUUUGCAAUAUGUCCCCUUGAAAGCUACCAUACAUUCAUCACUAUUUUUGUUCUUUAUACUUUUCUUUCUACAUGCUACAGGUCUUUACUUCCACCCUCGGUUGCUUCUGUAAAUUGCCUAUGGUAUUUUGUACAAGAACAGUGCUUGUUUUAUUCCCCAAAGUUAUGCAUUCCCCCCCAUUGACUUCUGUUUUUAUAAUGAUGAGACAUUGUAAUAAAGAUGUUUUAGUAAAAUUCUUAAACAACAGUGGUGUGGUUGUUCUUAUGACUUUCCGCUUCGGCCACCCAACAACGCAAUAAUGAGCAACGAUAACCAUGCAUUAAGAAUGUAGAAAAAGAUUCAGUGAAGCAUUGUGACCAGUUUGCAUGACCAAGUUAGUCAUGCAGUUUCCCUCCAAUGUUGGCCAUUAUCAUUUUAGAUUGUUUGCAUGUGGGAGACGGGGGCCAAAGGACUUGAAUAACUUUGAGGAAAAAGUGAGGCAUUUUUAUGAAAAAAGUGAUAUAUUUUCUUGACAAGAUGCCUAUUAUUACCUGAACUAAUUUGAAUUUAUGCGAAUAUGUGGUAAUAUUUCUAAAAAUGCCUUGGCAAAUUUCGGUCUUUUCUGGUUUAUAAAUCUGGGUUUGGCCCACUGAGAUGAGCAGUGGUCUCUUGGGUACAAAUCUGCUGUGCAGUCUGGAAGCAACCCUGCAGGGAGGGGAAUGGUGGGAUGGCAGUUAGCCGAGUUACACCAGGAAACGCUGAGACCCCAAUCGCACACUGCAAAGAAGUCUGAAACAGCCGCUUCUAAAUAUAGGCUCCCCUUGUUCUUGUGGUCUGAUAUGCAAAUGAUUUGGAGCAAAGUUGUGCUUGCAUAA
This is a messenger RNA of Phyllopteryx taeniolatus (common seadragon), 2823 nucleotides long. RefSeq lists its product as uncharacterized. The record is from RefSeq and is a predicted model, not a curated record. The transcript is spliced from 2 exons. Bases 304 to 1536 code for a protein of 410 amino acids. Lineage: Eukaryota; Metazoa; Chordata; Actinopteri; Syngnathiformes; Syngnathidae.